AUGCGCCCAUUAAUCGAAAAUGACUGUUGCAACAUCACGGCGUUUGUUCGAGUUUUGAAGGAUCCUACAGGCGUUUUGUGGCAUAAUUUCAUCAAUUAUGAUUCAAAGAAGGAAACUGGAUAUGUGGGCCUGAAGAAUCAAGGUGCUACAUGUUAUAUGAACUCGUUACUGCAAUCACUCUACUGCACGACACACUUCCGUAAGGCGGUUUAUCAAAUUCCUACCGAAGACGACGAUCCGGUCAAAAGUAUUUCCUUAGCACUGCAAAGAGUUUUUUAUCAAUUACAGACGUCAGAUACUCCGGUUGGAACAACGGAAUUAACGAGAUCUUUCGGAUGGGAUUCGUUAGAAUCAUUUAUGCAGCAUGAUGUACAAGAGUUUAACAGAGUGUUACAAGACAACUUAGAGGGUAAAAUGAAGAAUACAGGAGCAGAUGGUGCUAUUUCUAAGCUCUUUGGUGGCAAGAUGAAGAGCUAUGUUAAAUGCGUCAGUGUAGACUAUGAGUCUUCCCGUGUCGAAGAUUACUAUGAUAUUCAACUUAACGUAAAGGGGUGCAAGACUUUGGAUGAUUCUUUCAUGGAAUAUAUACAAGAAGAGACUUUGGAAGGAGAAAAUAAGUACCAUGCUGAAGGCUAUGGCUUACAAGAUGCGAAGAAAGGAGUAAUUUUUGAAAGUUUCCCUCCGGUGCUUCACUUGCAGUUAAAACGGUUUGAAUACGAUAUGCAAAGAGACACCACGGUUAAG
This is a messenger RNA of Racocetra persica, 744 nucleotides long. NCBI's taxonomy places the organism in Eukaryota, Fungi, Glomeromycota, Glomeromycetes, Diversisporales, Gigasporaceae. The record is from the annotation of a GenBank genome assembly.